Molecule: messenger RNA, 680 nt
Organism: Racocetra persica
Lineage: Eukaryota; Fungi; Glomeromycota; Glomeromycetes; Diversisporales; Gigasporaceae
Source: the annotation of a GenBank genome assembly
CAUUACAAAUUGAAAGCAGACGAAAAGAGAUUUUUCGCUCAUUUGCCACCUAACUUCCCAGAAGCAGAGUUUGAACGAGCCAAACGAGUUUAUGCCGGAAUUUUGACCGCAAAUCAUCCGGAAAGCGUUGAGAAAUAUCUAACGCCCGGAGACAAAAACCAGCCCGAAGCCGGAAAAGUUAUUCAUAAAAUGUUUGAUUUAGCAACCGCUCCCGGAAAAAAUUACUUUCAAGAAGGUGAAGAAAGCAAAAGAGAAAAGAUCAGUGAAUUAGAAAGAAUUAAUAAUUAUAUUCUAGCUAUUAAUUCUAACGCAAAGUUACGUUAUCAGGAGGAAAAAAUCAUCGCUAAUGUGAAAAAAAAAAAAGCAGCUUUUUUGAAUGAAAAAAAAAUUGCGGAAGAAAUAAUUCCUCAAUACCAAGAAAAUCCUAGUGAAGAAAACAAAAAGAAAAUUCCUAUAGUUGCUGAGACUGUCAACAUCCCAGGAGCCGAGCACACGACACAAGCCCUCCGGGAAAAUACCGGAAAAGGAAAAUUUUUUGAAAACUUGAUGGAGGAACUAGACAAUGAACAUUUUUGUUAUUUGCGACCAGAUAAAGUUACGGGAAAAAGAAAUUUACCUAAGGAUCGCACUAAGUUAGUGGAAGAAGUUUUUCCUAAGGAUAGACUAGAAGAAAAUCCGCU